AGCAUCAACACGCAUGCGAUAGCUAGACUCAAUCCUCUUAUAUUGACCCUAACGCAUUUUACUUCUUUUCUACCUUUGUAUUCUCUGUCGCCUCUUUGCCCUUCUCUCGAUUCAGACCUGUCCUUAGCUCUGCAGCCGUGCUUAGAGGGAUUGUUUACACUUUCUCCUUGGCGGCAUGGCUGCCACUGGCGGCGCGUCCUCGAUCUCCGUGACAGUUAGAGUGCGGCCAUUUACCAUACGCGAAGCUGCCCAGCUUACCAAAUGCGAUGAUGGACCAUUGUUCCUCGGCGAAGGCUCCCUGGCUGGUAUAUCCACGCCAAAGCUCCAGCAAAAGGGGAUCCGAUCCGUGAUCAAGGUGGUGGAUGAUAAGUGCUUGGUCUUUGAUCCUCCAGAAGACAACCCGGUGCAUAGAUUCUCCAAAAGUGUCGUUCCCAAUGGCAAGCGCGUCAAGGAUCAAACGUUUAUGUUCGACAGGGUGUUUGACGAAAACACAACGCAGGGGGAGGUAUACGAAGCGACGACCCGCAAUCUCCUCGAUAGUGUCCUUGAUGGGUACAAUGCCACGGUGUUCGCAUACGGAGCCACCGGAUGUGGAAAGACUCACACGAUCACCGGAACUACUCAACAACCCGGCAUUAUAUUUUUAACCAUGCAGGAGUUAUUCGAACGCAUUGCUGAACGAUCAGGCGAAAAAGUAACAGAACUGUCCCUAUCAUACCUUGAAAUCUACAACGAAACCAUCCGAGACCUGCUUGUCCCAGCAACAACAAAAGGAGGCCUAAUGCUCCGAGAAGACGCCAAUCAGUCAGUCUCUGUGGCUGGGUUGUCCAGUCAUUAUCCACAGAACGUCCAGGAAGUGAUGGACAUUAUUAUGAGAGGCAACGAGUGCCGAACCAUGUCUCCAACGGAUGCGAAUGCAACAUCCUCACGAUCUCACGCUGUCCUGCAAAUCAAUGUUGCUCAAAAGGACCGCAACGCCAGUAUUAACGAACCACACACCAUGGCAACUCUUAGUAUCAUCGACCUCGCUGGAAGUGAACGCGCAAGCGCUACCAAGAACCGAGGAGAGCGGCUUAUUGAGGGAGCAAACAUCAACAAGUCUUUGCUGGCUUUGGGCAGCUGCAUUAAUGCUCUCUGUGAUCCACGGAAACGGAACCACGUCCCUUAUCGUAAUUCAAAACUCACGCGAUUGCUCAAAUUCUCUCUUGGAGGCAAUUGCAAGACUGUCAUGAUCGUUUGCGUUAGUCCGUCCAGCCAGCACUUCGAUGAGACCCAGAACACUCUUCGAUAUGCGAAUCGAGCCAAGAACAUUCAGACCAAGGUCACCAGGAAUGUGUACAAUGUCAAUCGUCACGUGAAGGACUUCCUUGUGAAGAUUGAUGAACAGAUGGCUCUAAUUAAUGAGCUGAAACAGCAGCAGAAAGAUUACGAAAACCUUGCGUUUGCAAAAUUUAAAAAGCAAGCGGAGAAGAAAGAUGGGAUUGUCCAGGAAGGAAUCUCCCGGCUUCGCAGUGCAUACGAACAUGCGGCUCCUGAGAGGGAGGAGAAAGUUAAUAACAAAUUGCGUCUGAGACAAGUCAGUCGCCGUAUCACAUUGCUUUCCUCUUGGAUAGCUGCCUUUGAUGGUGUUUGUGACAGCAGAGGCUGUAAGGGUGGGCUGGGCAACCUCCAGGCGAUUCGCAAAACUGCCCAGGGCAUCCUCCUGGAGUUAGAGGGUAGCCGUCAACAUUAUCAUCAACGAUUGGCUAAGUGCAAUUGGGAGCGAGGUUUAAACUCGGCCCUGGAAAACGGCAUUAAGCAGCUCAGAGAGGUUGACGCGAGUGAUCAUAUGGAUGUGGAGAACCUUAAACGAGAGGCUGAGCUUCUGAAAGCGCAGGCGGAAAGAGAUGCAUUAAGUGCAGUCUCGGAACAAGACAAGACAGGAGACAUGGAAACGGUGCAAAUGCUCUUGCAGGCGAAUUUCGAGACGAUUGCCGCUAUUGAAGAUAUCACCCAGCUUAGUGAAAACGAAGCCAUUGAAAUUGGCAAACAUAUUCUCGGAAAGCUUCUUCAAACCUGCACUACUACCACAUCGCAGGUCGUCAAACCUGACGGAAGUCCGAUUCGCCUUGCACCCGUUUCAACGCCCAAGCUUGGCAGUCCGAAGAAACGAAAGAAGUUCAGCUUAGGGGGUACAGCCGCACUACCCAGACCGGUUCGUCUCUCCUUGGUAUCAGGUACAUCUCAGUCACCUGCCAAGAAUUCUCCGAGAAGACGGAAAGCAGCUGCGCCGAAGAAGGCGGUGGCGUUUACUCCGAAAAAGGCACCAAAGCCUUCAAAGAGAUCUGUCAGAUGGAAAGACGACGUUGAAGAUGGAGCAUUAGCUGAAUUCGAGAAAACUCCGCGGAAACACCAGGCAUCACCGGAAGCUCCAUCAUCAUGUGAACCCACCCUACCACCAGCUCCCACCAUGGCGUCGUCUAUUCCACUACCGACUUCUGGGGGCUCCAGGGAAUCCUCACCGGCUCCGGCUCCACCAGAAUUGAACGCAAUCCAUAUGAAGAAUAGCAGCAGAUUCAAGACUGGCUUCUUAUCCAAGAGACCGAGCGGAUCUCCAACGCCAGUACCCCCCACUCUAACAAAACUUCCAUCCUCUGAUAGUGAGAGCUCACCUCUUCGACAGAUCGAAAAUAGCAACUUUCUCAACCGGCAGUCCCUUGAUCGAUCCAGCGGGCACUCCUCCGAAAAUGAGGAGAAUUGGAAAAUAGACAAGCUUGAGGCGAUGCAGAUCACCACGGCCAUGAGACGCAUCUCCGGAAGCUACGCGGGAAACCUCAGGUCCGGUACAGCCAUCACUCGAAUUCGCCGUCGCAGCCAGAGUCCCACUAGUGCAUCGUCCAGCCCUAUCAACAGCGAAAAUACGAUGUUCACAGCAUCCCAAGCGAGGCGCAUGGUGAAAAGCGAAAAGGACCAUGAUCUCAGAGUUAACGUACUGAGUCCUCGAACGCUCCCCGUAAUGAAGAAUCCCGGGCAGCGAAGAGUCACAUCCGCCGAGAUCAAGCCCCGUGAAGCUGCAAUUGCGGGCCGAGAAAACGUUCGAUUCAGCGCAACGGCCAUUUCUUCUGGCGGAAGUUUGCGAGCGAGCCCUCGAGGAUCUGCAAGCGGGACGUAUCGGUAA
This is a messenger RNA of Coccidioides posadasii C735 delta SOWgp, 3157 nucleotides long. It is a transcript of the gene KLP5, whose product is annotated as kinesin-like protein Klp5. NCBI's taxonomy places the organism in Eukaryota, Fungi, Ascomycota, Eurotiomycetes, Onygenales, Onygenaceae. The record is from RefSeq and is a predicted model, not a curated record. Gene Ontology annotation, biological process: microtubule-based movement. Gene Ontology annotation, molecular function: microtubule binding; ATP binding; microtubule motor activity.